UUGGCUCUCACAGUGCAAGCCUUGGAGUCCCAAUGGGGGACUCAGGAUCAAGACGAUCUACCCUGGUCUCCCGGUUGCCAAUAUUCAGAAAAAGUAUUAGCAGAAGACAUGAUUCUCUUCCUUCCUCACCCUCCUCCAGUAAUACGGUUGGUGUCCACAGUUCCUCUCCUUCUAGCACUAACUCAAGCUCAGGUAGCACAGGUAAACGCAGGAGCAUAUUCCGUACUCCUUCCAUUAGUUUCCACCAUAAGAAGGGGAGUGAACCUAAGCAAGACUCUACCAACCAGAACCUUAGUAUUUCAAAUGGUGCUCAAUCUGGUCAUAGCAAUAUGCCAAAACUGAGUUUGGAAGAACAUAUUAAAACCAGGGGAAGACAUUCUGUUGGUUUUAGCAGUUCACGGAAUAAGAAGAUAACAAGAUCUUUAACAGAAGAUUUUGAAAGGGAAAAGGAGCACUCAACUAAUAAGAAUGUUUUUAUAAAUUGCCUAAGUUCUGGCAAAAGUGAGGGGGAUGAUUCUGGAUUCACAGAGGAACAAACUCGCCGUUCUGUUAGGCAGUCAACAAAGAAGCUACUUACUAAAUCCUUUUCAUCUCAUUAUAAGUUUUCUAAAGCAGUUCCACAGAGUCAAUCCAUUUCAUUGGUACAACAGUCUGGAUUCUCAUUGGAAAUUACACAGUACCAAGAGAGAGAACCUGUAUUAGUAAGAGCUUCUCCAUCUUGUUCUGUGGAUGUAACAGAACGGGCAGGAAGUUCUUUACAGUCUCCAUUGCUUUCUGCUGAUCUUACAACAGCUCAGACACCUUCAGAAUUUUUAGCCUUGACUGAAGAUUCUGUGUCUGAAGCGGAUGCAUUUCCUAAAAGUGGAAGCAUGGCAUCCCACUGUGACAACUUUGGCCACAAUGAUUCUACCUCUCAGAUCUCUUCCAAUCCUGCUGCUGUUACAAAGACAACAAUAGACCUUAUGGGAACUGUUCCCUGUGCAAUUAUGUCUCCUGGAAAAUACAGAUUAGAAGGCCGGUGUAGCACUGAAUCUAAUUCCUUAUUAGAAACCUCUGCUGCUAAUCAGAAGGAAGUGUUACUGCAAAUCACCGAACUACCUGUUAUGAAUGGGAACAACUCAGAGACUCACCUAUCAGGAGAUAUGCAAAGAGAAGAACAUAUGGUAGUACAAAAUGGUGAAACAAUGUUGGCGACAAGCUCCCCAAGGAAACUUGGAUUUUAUGAGCAACAUAAAGCAAUAGCUGACCGUGUUAAAGGGAUUCAUCCUGUUUCAGAUUCAAGGAUAAUACCUUCUUCUGGUGAUCAUCAUAUUUUUAACAAAACAGCCUGUGGAUAUGAGUCAAACCCUGCCAAAGUUCUUGCCAGUAGCUUCAGUCCAUAUCGUGAAGGAAGAUUUAUAGAAAGGCGACUGCGAUCCUCUUCCGAAGGAACUGCAGGGAGCAGCAGGAUGAUUUUGAAAUCAAAAGAUGGAAAUGUAGAAGAAGUGAGUAGUUUAAGAAAGCAAAGAGCAGGUUCAUCAUCUUCAAAAAUGAACAGCAUGGAUGUUUUGAAUAAUUUGGGAUCUUGUGAACUGGAUGAAGAUGACCUAAUGCUUGAUCUAGAAUUUUUAGAGGAACAGAAUCUUCAUCCUUCAGUGUGCCGGGAGGAUUCAUACCACUCCGUAGUUUCAUGUGCUGCUGUGGUUCUCACUCCUAUGGAACCAACGAUAGAAAUGAAGAAAAGAGAAGAACUAAAAUUUCCUGAACCUGCCAAACAGAAUCUUUCCCUGAAAUUAACAAAAGACAUUGAUCAGGAAGUCAGAUGCUCCCAUAUCAGCCGAAUGCCCAGCAGUCCAUCUGCAGACCGGCCCCUGCAAGGUGUGGAAGAAAAUGGAGGCCUCGAUUCUUUGCCCUUCAGACUGAUGUUACAGGACUGCACAGCCGUCAAGACGUUAUUAUUGAAGAUGAAGAGAGUCCUUCAAGAGAGUGCAGAUAUGAGCCCAGCAAGCAGCACCACUUCACUUCCUGUUAGUCCUCUUACUGAAGAGCCAUUGCCUUUCAAGGAUGUAAUGAAAGAUGAAUGCUCACUGCUGAAGCUGCAGCUGAAAGAGCGGGACGAACUCAUCUCCCAACUUCAGGAAGAGCUGGAAAAAGUCCAGCAUUUACAGAAGGCUUUUGCUUCAAGAGUAGAUAAAUCCACACAGACUGAACUUCUAGGCUAUGAUGGUUUGAACCUGAGAAGACUGGAGGCAGUACAGGGAGGGAGAGAGCCUACAUAUCGAAAUCGAAUUGUGAGCCAAAGUCUCAGCACAAGGGACAGAAAAGCAAUGCAUACUCCCACCGAGGACCGUUUUAGAUACUCAGCAGCUGAUCAGACAAGCCCCUACAAAAGUAAGACCUGUCAACUAUCAAGUCUCUGUUUAAGUAAUUUCCUGAAGGACAGGGAACUAGUGGAAGUUAUAAAACACUCCAGAGGAACUUAUGAAACCCUCACAUCAGAGGUCACCCAGAAUUUACGGGCUACGGUAGGGCAGAACUCUCUGAGGCCAGCAGUUAAGACGGAAGGGCCCUCCAUGUUCUCUGAGAAACCAAAGGACCAAGCUGCUGUGACCCGACAGCAUUCAACUUUUACAGGACGGUUUGGACAGCCACCAAGAGGGCCAAUCUCUUUACACAUGUACAGCAGAAAGAAUGUUUUUCUUCACCACAAUUUACACACCACUGAACUGCAAACUCUAGGCCAGCAGGAUGGAUAAUUAAAUCACCCUAUUCCUGUCUCUCAGUAGGAUAAGGAUGGUUAGUGUUUCUCGUGCAUAGCUCAUGUUUAAAUUGUCAUAUUCUUACUACUUUUUUAGUUAUAAACAAAUUGUAUACUUUUUUUUUCUUUUUUUUUAGAAUGAGGGUUCAGGCAUGUUAAUUGAAUUAGGUUGGAUAGCCUUGAAGACUUUAUUAUAUAUGUGUAUAAUAAAUGGGACCAUCUUGUUGGUUUAUAUAGACCAUAGUUUAUUUAUCUUUAUCAGUCACUGAUAUGCAUUGAAAUUUCAGAAGGUAAUAUCAAAUAGCACUCUGUUCACUUAAUGGUGUUACUGUGAAAAUAGACGUGAGGAAUAAAUAGAUAAAGGAACUGUAAAGAAUUUUAAAUUACAUAGUUAAUAGAAGGAGGAGAAAAAGAAGGAUUUGAAAGUCUUAUAUUUGAUGUGUAUUUAUUUGAAGAAUGAAGCUUGCUUGCAUGUAACCUAGAGGUGCAUCUGUCUCUCUAUUACAUACAUUCAAGCUUAUCUUGCCAUACUAUUAAGGGGGAAAUGGCUAUUUCUUUUAUCCUCUAAAUGUUUAGUUCACACUGGUUCACAAAGGAUUUCAGACUGAGUAAUUGCUAUCCAAAUAGAGAAUGACAGCUCUGAUCUUUGAAAAAUUUUGCUUUCCGUUUUGCUAUGGAUGUUGAAGUAGUAGGACAUAACACGUUGAAGUGGUAAAGUUGGGUGAGUUUUGUCAAAUGAUGCAUAAAGCAUGACAUGUUAUAUUCCGAGUCACUGUCAUAGCAAUAUCAGCAUUUUUUUUUAAUCUGAAGUAUAGGUCAUUCUAAGAAAACUUUUAUUUCACUUU
Molecule: messenger RNA, 3582 nt
Organism: Neogale vison (American mink)
Lineage: Eukaryota; Metazoa; Chordata; Mammalia; Carnivora; Mustelidae
Gene: CCSER1
Product: coiled-coil serine rich protein 1
Exons: 10
Coding region: 33-2735 (900 amino acids)
Source: RefSeq, a predicted model, not a curated record